Helianthus annuus (common sunflower) is the source of this 3341-nucleotide messenger RNA. Its product is annotated as FT-interacting protein 7. The record is from RefSeq and is a predicted model, not a curated record. The transcript has a single exon. Bases 226 to 3276 code for a protein of 1016 amino acids. NCBI's taxonomy places the organism in Eukaryota, Viridiplantae, Streptophyta, Magnoliopsida, Asterales, Asteraceae.
CACUCAACCGUUCCUUUCAUAUCCCCUCUCUCUCUAUAUACACACCAUUCUCUCUCUAAAACACCACCUGUUCCUUUCAUCUCUCUCAUAUUCUCCUUGAGCCACUCCACUCCAUUGUCACUUUACUUCACACUCUCAAAAACAUCAACCACCCUUUCACCACCAUUCUCCAUUCUCUCUCUCUCUCUCUAAAAACCCCAACAUUUCAAACCUUUGAAACCAAACAUGAGCAAAGAAAAACUUGUAGUGGAAAUCUUGGGGGCCCACAAUCUAAUGCCAAAAGAUGGUGAAGGUUCAUCAUCUGCAUUUGUUGAAGUUGAGUUUGAAGGUCAACGACAAAGAACACAAGUCAAAUACAAAGAUUUAAACCCUGUGUGGAACGAGAAGCUUGUGUUUCAUGUAAACGACGUCGUUGAUCUUCCCUACAGGACUAUAGAAGUCAACGUGUUUAAUGAAAAACGGUCAAACAACAGCCGGAAUUUUUUGGGUAAAGUUAGGGUUUCCGGUACUAGCAUUGCACGUGAGGGCCACGAGGAGGUUGUUCCUCAGCUUCACACGCUUGAUAAACGUAGCUUGUUUUCCCACGUGCGUGGUGAGAUUACGUUUAAGUUGUACUUGUCGGUCAAAGAGCAGGUCAAAGGUGGUGGUGACGGCGGUGGAGUGGUGGUUUCCGGUGGGGUUUUGAAAAAAAGUAAGAAGUUUCAGCAGCAGCAACAACAGAGUACAAACGGCGUCGUUUCGACCCACCAGGGUCAAGAAAACAAGAAAAUGACCCGACCCGACCCGAAUCACAUGGCCCACAAACCCGACCCGACUAAAAAUGAACUCAAACCCGUUGUCAUCACAUCCAUCCCGGGCCCACCUAUCUCCGCCGUGGGCGCCGCCGUGAACGGCGGCGCCGGUGGUGGCGCCGCCAACGGAAACCGGGUUGGGGUGUUUUCCGGUGGGUCAAAUGAGUAUGGUUUAAAAGAAACAAACCCUCAUCUUGGUGGGGGCCACUUGAAUAAAGACAAAACCAGUGCUACUUAUGAUUUGGUGGAGCAAAUGCAGUAUCUUUAUAUCCGGGUGGUCAAAGGGCGGGAUAUUCCGGUGGUCAACGGCGGAGAGGUGGUGGCGGAGGUCAAACUUGGCAACUAUAGAGGGAUAACAAAAAGGGUUGCUUUGAACAAUGCUGAAUGGGAUCAAGUGUUUGCAUUUUCUAAAGAUACAAUUCAGUCAUCAAUGGUGGAGAUUUUUGUAAAAGAGAGGGAUAAAGAUGAGUAUUUGGGUCGGGUUUGGUUUGACUUGAAUGAGGUUCCGAAACGGGUCCCGCCCGAUAGCCAGUUGGCGCCGCAGUGGUACCGAAUGGAUGAUAAGCGGGGCGAAAGGUCGAAAGGGGGCGAGGUUAUGUUGGCGAUUUGGUUCGGGACACAGGCGGAUGAGGCGUUUUCGGAGGCGUGGCAUUCGAAGGCGGCGAACGUGCAUUUAGACGGGCUUUGUUCGAUUCAAUCGAAGGUAUAUCUUUCGCCUAAACUAUGGUAUUUACGUGUUUCGGUUAUUGAAGCGCAAGAUGUCGUUUUGGGCGAAAAGGGGUCGGGUUUGAUGCGGUAUCCCGAGCUUAAUGUGAAAGUGCAAGUUGGAAACCAGGUUUUGAAGACCCGAGCGGCUCCGGCUAUAGCGGGCCGGAGUCUCUCGAACCCGUUUUGGAAUGAAGAUUUGAUGUUUGUGGUGGCUGAGCCUUUUGAGGAUUUUGUUAUGUUGAGCGUUGAAGAUCGGGUUGGGCCGGCCCGUGAGGAGGUUUUGGGCCGGGUUAUGUUGCCCGUUUCGCUUAUUACUCGGAGGUUGGAUUCGAAGGAAGUGGCUUCGAGAUGGUAUAAUCUCGACGGGCAUUUCGGUAACCCAAACGAGGCGAAAGCGGUUGUGAGAUUCGCUUCACGGAUCCAUGUUCGAGCCACUCUCGAUGGCGGGUAUCAUGUGCUUGAUGAAGCUACAAUGUAUAGUAGUGAUGUUAGACCAACUGCCAAACAGUUAUGGAAGCCUCACAUUGGUGUUCUUGAAAUGGGUAUUUUGGGGGCUUCUAAUCUUAUGCCUAUGAAGAUCAAAGAAGGUAAAGGCGGGUCAACCGAUGCUUAUUGCGUGGCGAAAUACGGGCAGAAAUGGGUCAGGACCCGAACCGUUGUCGAUAGUUUAGCUCCGAAAUGGAACGAGCAGUACACUUGGGAAGUUUUCGAUCCAUGCACGGUUAUCACAAUCGGGGUUUUCGAUAAUUCACGGGUCGAUAAAAACCCGUCUGGUGGUGGUGGAGGGGGGACUCGUGAUUCGCGUAUCGGGAAAGUUCGGAUUCGGUUGUCUACGCUUGAAUCGGACCGGGUUUACACUCAUGCAUAUCCUCUAUUGAUGUUGCAUCCUUCUGGUAUGAAGAAAAUGGGUGAGCUUCAUUUGGCUGUUAGAUUCUCUUGUGCUAAUAUGGUUAACAUGCUUCAUAUGUACACUAUGCCUUUACUACCUAAAAUGCACUAUGUACAACCCUUGUCUGUGACCCAACUAGACAGCUUGAGAUACCAAGCCUUGAAUGUGGUGGCUUCUCGGCUCAGCCGAUCCGAGCCAUCGUUGGGUCGGGAAGUGGUCGAGUACAUGCUCGACCACGACUCUCAUAUGUGGAGCAUGAGGAAGAGCAAAGCCAACUUCUUCCGGCUCACAAACGUGUUGUCUUGGCUCGUGUUUGUCAACCGGUUGAUAGAGGGUAUGCGGAACUGGAACAUGCCGGUUUACUCGAGCAUGUUCGUACUCACUUUCAUGAUCAUGGUACUGAUGCCGGAGCUAAUCGUGCCGUCGAUACUGUUGGGAUUCGCGGUUAUCGGGCUGUGGAAAUACCGAUUCCGCCCUCGAAACCCGCCUCACAUGGACACCCGUCUCUCGCAUGCCGAAGGCGUUCACCCCGACGAACUAGAUGAAGAAUUUGACUCGUUCCCGACAAGCAGGAGCGCGGAAAUCGUAAGGAUCCGGUAUGACCGGUUGAGGAGUGUGGCUGGUCGGAUCCAGACCGUGGUCGGAGAUAUGGCAACGCAAGGCGAAAGGUUCCAAGCGUUACUAAGCUGGCGAGACCCGAGGGCGUCGUUCUUGUUUGUGGUGGUGUGUUUCUUUGCGGCCAUCGGGUUCUACCUUGUGCCGAUCCGGUGGGUGGUGGCGGUUUGGGGGUUGUAUGUCUUGCGGCCGCCGCGGUUCCGCAACAAGCUGCCAUCAAGUGCUGUUUGUUUCUUCAAGAGGUUGCCUACUAUGGCUGAUAGUAUGUUGUAGAGUUGAUGUUUUAGUUUAUUUUAUAUUAUGGGGUUUAAAAUGUGUUGCUAUAUUUUGGGUUGUUA